Molecule: messenger RNA, 2721 nt
Organism: Linepithema humile (Argentine ant)
Lineage: Eukaryota; Metazoa; Arthropoda; Insecta; Hymenoptera; Formicidae
Gene: Spt
Biological process (GO): cellularization; cell-cell adhesion; cell migration
Cellular component (GO): cytoplasm; membrane; adherens junction
Molecular function (GO): beta-catenin binding; actin filament binding
Source: RefSeq, a predicted model, not a curated record
GUUGCCAAUGUUGCCAAUUCUAGCACAAUGGUUGCUAUGUCUAGUUAGUUACUAUAUUCGCUUUAUUUACACACGCCGUUGAAAUGCAUGAGUUUUGAAAUUUCAAGAAGCUGUAGAAUUGAAAAACAGUUUGAGAUGGAGCUAAAAACGAAGCAAAUGGAAAAGCUAUUAGAACCUUUACAACAGCAGAUAAACAAGCUACUUUUACUAUUGACUAAUAUUUCUAUUAAUUCACCUGAAAUUUUGGCUGUAAAAUCAAUACUUUUUGAGCAACUGUAUUUUUUAACAGAGAGAUUUAAGAAUUUAACAAGUGAAGAUAAUUGUGACUAUGAAGAAGCAAACGUAAAAUGUGUUGAUGCAGCAGCAAAUACAAAACAUAUCUCUUUAUUAAAAAAUAUUGAUGAACUUAUUAAAGAUAUUAAGAGUGACAAUAUUAAUACAGAUGCAGCUAAAUGCAUGACAGAAUCAUUGUUUAAUAAUUUUAUGCUAGCUUUAAGAGCUUUGGAAGAUUUAGAAUGUUUGCCAUUGAAGCAAAGACUUCAAGACUGUCUGGAUUAUGUCAGAGAAAUGAGUACAGCGAAUGAGAUUGAGGAUCUUCAAAAUAUAAAGGAACUGGGUACUUCAAUAUUGGAGAUAUUUGAACCAUUGCAGAAAUACAGAAGAAGUUUGGUAUCUAUUUUUCUGUCAGAAAAACUGGCCUUAUAUACCCUUCAACUGUGCACUUCAUUUGAAAUGCUAGUACAAUUGGCUCAGGAGCAACAUCGGCUAAAUGCACCAAUUUAUGCUUGUAAGAAAUACAUUUGUGGAAGAAUAUGUAUCUGCUGUCAAAUGAUCUUAGACUUAUUGAAUGGUUCAAACCCAUCAUUGGAAGAGGAAGCUUUUGAAAAGGAAAAUCAUUUUGUCUACAGAAUGGAUUUAGUGUUAGACAUUAUAUUAGAAAUGCCAAGCAAAACAAAUCAGGAACAACUAUCUGAAUGUACAGAAUUAUGGUUGAGAUUGGAAGAUGUUUUCUCUCAUGCUAUGGCAAUUACCCAAGUGUGUCAGCCAUAUAAUUUUAAAGCCAUAACUGGAUCAUGUCAAUCCAUAGUACUGGAAUACGAGAAAUUAAAGCAGCAAUUACUAUCGGAAACACCAGAUCCAGCGUUAAAUAAUUUGUUUAUGCACACGUUAUCUGACGCUCUUUAUCGUCUGGAACGUAAAGUUAAUAUAGCAGUAUUAACACUCGCAAUGGAAGUGUUUAGCAAUCCUUAUGCAGCUUUGAAGAAGCUUGUUAUGACGUGCGGAAAUUCGUUAAGCGCGAAAAAAAGAUCUAAGAAUGAUCUAAACAAUCUCAUAGAAGAUUUUGACCAACUCUUUGAUCAAACUAUGCAAAUCGGAAUAUUUGCUAUCGCUUCUUGCAAAGACAGAAAUCGUAACAAUAAAAUUCGCAAUUGCCUCGCAGGAUUUGAAUCCUUAGAGACUGAAUUAAUUUCUGCUAUAAUUUCUUUCUACUUGCAUCCGGAUAAUAAGGAAAUGCGUUCCAGUGUCAAACUAUUGACUGAACAAUGGCAGCUGGAAAUGAAUAAGUUUCAGAAUGCCGUAAAUCUCAUUAUAAACUCGGCUGCCUUCUGUCAAGUAGUUAUGGAUAGUCUUCAAGAACGUAUAACGGCGAUCUCGGAUUGUCUCGAUAACAGACAACCAGUUACACAACUUCAAGUGCAAGGUAUUGUUCAGCGCGCUUCAGCUUUAUCUAGCCAAGUGACAGCGAUUAUAAAUGACAUUGGUAUUGAAAACAUCGAUCGUCAAACGAUAAUGAUGACAAGAGAAUUGAAAGCAGCCAUAUUUGAAGCCAAUGCAGCUGCUAAGACUCUUCUAGCUGAAAAUGCAACAGAGCCCCUACAACUGCGAGUGAUAAAACGAUGCGAAUUAAUAUUGAAUGUCGUUCGGAGAUUGGAACCAGUUUUGUCCACAAUUAUGAACAGCACAAUACAUGAGAAAUCUUCGUGUAGAGGCCAAGGAGAUUCCAGCUAUGGUAUCGUUUCAAAUACUAUUAAUUUCCCGUCUACAAUUUAUGAUUUACCGCGCGAUGACAAUAGUUUGGUUUACAUUAGAACACCCUAUACAGUAAAAACGUAUAAAUCGCAGGUGUCCAUUCAACCGGCAAACAGCAUAGUGCAGAAACCGUCGAACUUAUCAUACUUAAUACCUUACAUAAAAAGUGGUCGCACACUACGCAAUGAGUAUUCCAUUAUGUAUAACACACCACACAAAAAUAAGGAUACAAUGGAGUCAGUUGUUAAAAAUGAGAUAUCUCUCAGAAAUCUUUCUAGUGUUAGGCAACAUCUUUUUAGCAGAGAUAGUUUUACAGUUCACACCAAUAUCGACAUAUCGGAACAGAGUAUAGAUUUAACAGCUGUUUUAGAGAAGAUCACUCUGUUAUCUACAUCGAGCAACUCAACGUUUUCAUCUUGCCAAUCCUCAAAAGUACAAAACACAUCUUCUGAAAGUACAAGUAAAAGUGUGGUCUCCAACAUCUUACCUGGCACUGUUAAACCAGAAACUGAAAAUUGUUUAAACAAGUCGGCUAUAAUGGAGAAGAUGGGUGAAGGUAUUAUAUCUGGUGGUGGUGAUGCAUCUUUAGUUAUGGAAACUUGUCAAAAACUUAAUAGUGUUCGACUUGCAAAUAGUAAGAUUCAAAAAUAGGCAUCAAAACAGCAUAAUAUAUGAAAAGAGAAAAAUGUA